GGCCCGUCAGCAUGGACUUUUCGCACAUGCAAACACCGCCCCCAACAAGGGAUGACUCGUCUCGAAGGGUACGACAACAAAACGCGGGCGAGGGAGCCGCCACGCCAGCUACUGUGAUACAUCGGACGCCCAACCAGGUGCCCCCGUCCGAGGCUCUCUUUGACCAGACGCCCUUUGGCCUCGGCAGUUUGCACUACACGCCAGACAUGAUGCACAUGCCCGGCCAUGCCCCCAUGUCGGCGCCCCCCAUGCCGCAGUCACGCCUGUUCUGGGACCCGGCCAACGAGGGCAUGCAAAUGGAUCUUGAUUUCCCCAUGGGCAUAGAUACAUUCGCCCCUACGCCACAGAGAAUGGAUCAAAGCAUCAACUGGCACGGCAUACAUCCCUCUGCUGUCACUAACUUGAUGCAGACUCCGGGCUUCCACAGUUUCCAAGCCUCACCUGGGCCCAUGUCAUUUGCCAACUGCCACAUGGAGCACGGCCAAAUCUCAAGGCCCGGUUCAUUUGCGUCUACUACUGGUGUUGACCCCAGCAUGCUGUUUAGCUUCUCUAAUCCCGACAUGACUGCUUCUUUUGGUGCGAUGCCUCAACUCUCCAACGUGGACAUGAGCUUAAGACAGCCGUACGAGACGCAGUUGCGCGAUGCGCAGGCUGAGAGAGAAAUGGCGAAAAAGGCAAGGAGCCAGCAUUCUCGCAGCAAUACAAAUUCCUCCGCUGGCUCGGUCGAAGAAGUGAAGCCCCCACUUCAUCGGAGUAACACCGAUAGUGGAGUAAGGAUGUCCAGAGUGCCUCCCAUGGACCCUCGGUCCGCCGUUCCAGGUAAUACCUCGAGCAUACCACGGCGCCCAUCACCGCUCAAGCGCCAGGGCAAUGGCUCGCUUAAAUCUAUUCCAGAGAUACGACGACCGCGGACACGUCUGAUCAUCGACGAGACCGGCCGUGCGCGUACAGAGACUAUACAUGCCGAGGACGAGGACAAGACUCCAAAGGCUUUGCGCCAGUCUUCGCAGCAGGAUCUCCGCCGGCAGUAUCCUGGUUUGUACGAGGCGGGCGACAGUGAGUCGGAAGAAGAUGAACCGGCAGUUGCCAUCAGUCGCAAAACAUCCUUCACUGUGCCGCAACCUGAACGCCGAGCAUCGAAAUAUGCUCGGGUGGAGAGCGAACCCCUUGAAGGAAACAACUCUUUCAAGAUGACGCGAUCCUCGUCACGCCCAGGCUUGGCCUCCUUCGACAAGGCGUCGUCUGAGAAGCUGCGGCUCAUGGGAAGAUCAGCUAGCGAUAACACCACUCGGCGAGUUAGCGCAAUGGACCAUCCCACUUUGGCCAAGAAUACCAGAGACAUCGAAGAUCAGCACAUGCCUGACUCUCCUGGGGAUGCCCUGGGAGCCUUGAAAAAGGUGGUCGGUGCACGGCAACAACGUAUUGAACGUGCUUCACAAAACACGCUCAAGGCUCACAACCAACGCUGGGCUGCUGCUUCGGCCGAGUUCUCUGCUACCACUCCCCACGGUCAUGGCAACUACGAUUCUUUUUCCAAUUCCCUGAGCCGCUCUGUAACUACGACGCCGUCGACCGACCGCAGCAACUUUUCGAGCGAAAGCACGCGCUGUGUUUGUAAUGGCCUUGUCGACGACGAAGAUAGGCCCAUGGUGCAGUGCGAAUCCUGCAACAUGUGGCUGCACAUUGUAUGUGUUGGUCUGAAUAAGAGCAGCAUGCCGCCCGUCUACGUGUGCGUUUUUUGCACAGGGCAGACGCCACUUGCGAGAGGUGGAAGAUUAAGAGGACCGCCCGUGCUGCUGGAGUCGCCGCUUACUCACAAGUCCAUGUUUAGGAGUUGAGCCCUGGUUAGUCUUGCGAGAAACAUGGUGUGGUGGUUCGCAUACCACCCUAUUUCUCAUCAUACCAGGGUACUCCAGCUCCUACCAUUCAGCACUCACGUCACGGCCCUUGCCUCUUGCUCAACCUUUUCUCACACACCUUGUUUUCUCGCCGGCUUUACACUACAACAAAAAUAACAUUAACGAAUACAGCAAUACGCUAUACAUUUCACGGAAUCGCAAUCUACAUACAAAAAAACGACAUGUUCAAUAU
This is a messenger RNA of Exserohilum turcica Et28A, 2091 nucleotides long. RefSeq lists its product as uncharacterized. The transcript is spliced from 2 exons. Bases 12 to 1838 code for a protein of 608 amino acids. Lineage: Eukaryota; Fungi; Ascomycota; Dothideomycetes; Pleosporales; Pleosporaceae. The record is from RefSeq and is a predicted model, not a curated record.